AAACCAUUGUGCUGUUAUGCUUACUUGAAGAAUUGUGCUUUCGUUAUGCUUGUAUGCAUUAUAUGGAAAACUUGUAAUGACUGGUUGUCUAAUUAAUCUGGAUGUCCUAUUAAACGUUAGGGACUUGUAUGAGUCACGACCUUCAAUUGUAGGGACUAUUAUGGGAUAGUAAUCAAAUGUAAGGGACUAUUAUGUAUCACGAUUAUAAUGUCAGGGAUCAUUAUGUGUGUACAAUGUGUAUAAUGUUUACUGAAUCUGGCAGGGACUGAUAUCAGCAGUGAAAGUGGUGAUGCCUGAUGUGCAUCACCGUUUCUACGUCUGGCAUUUAUGGAAAAAUUUCAACAAGAAUUGGAAGGACUUACAGCUAAGGGGACUUCUGUGGGAAUAUGCAAGGGCAACAACAUACCAAGAAUUCAGGGAUGGAAUGGAGAAGAUCAAAAGGUUAAAUGAGGAUGCUUGGGCAUACUUAGAGAAGUGGCCGAUGGAUGCUUGGACCAGAAGCUUAUUCAGCCAUAAGCCGAAGUUGGAUAGCAUCUGUAACAAUGCCUGCGAAGUGUUCAAUGCUAAGAUCAAGGAUGCAUGAGCCAAACCCAUCAUAACAUUGCUGGAGGAGGUAAGGAUGUUUGUUAUGCGUACCAUAACGAAAAACAAGGUAAAGCUGCAGAAUCACACUGGGAAGCUCACACCUGUUAUAAAGAGCAGGCUGGAAAAGGUUAGGAAAGAAUCCAAGCAUUGGAAGCCUAUUUGGACUGGGGAUAACGGAUACGAAAAAUUUGAGGUGCACGGACAUCCAACUAACCAUGUUGUGGACAUAGGAAAAAGAUUGUGCACAUGCCAAUUUUAAAUGCUAACGGGUAUUCCGUGUGUGCACGCUUGUGCUACCCUCUCUCGUGUGAAUAAGCAGCCAGAAGACUUCUGUCACAGAUGGCUGACCAUAGACUCAUACAAGGAAACUUAUAACCACCACAUUAAUCCAAUUCCGGAUCAACCAAUGUGGGAAACAGCAGAGGACUGUAACAGGCCAAAUGCCCCUAAAAUCAAGACAAAACCUGGAAAACUAAAGAUGAAGAGGAGGAUGGAUGCGGAUGAGAAUAGUGGUUUUGGAACUAAGAAGCCUAAAGUUGACCCAAAACUCUCAGGCAACACUGCAGAUAGUGUACACCUAAAGAGACAGCUGGGUGCCUUUACAUGCAGUUACUGUGGUGAUAAGGGGCAUACGAAGAGAGGCUGCAAAAAGAAAAGAGAUGCUGAUGCUGCUACUGCUGCUGCUGCUGCAGCCGCUGCCGCCGAGGCGACUGAGAAGAAGAAAAAUGAUGAAGUACAUCCUCUGCCUGAGCAUCCUGUUCAGCAGCCCCAAGACGAUUCUGGCCAAGCAGAUUUGGAUCCUGGACCAAAAAGACCAUCGAAGCUGUCACCAAGAAGACGAUUCUCUAUGCUUCCAACCGCACCAACAGUGAAUCCCUUGCAGGGUGCAUCUUCAGCAACAUCUUCAAAGUUUACCAACUUGAUGCAGUUCAUCCCAACGCCAGGAUUUAAGCCACCAAGAAAGAAGAAUUGAAUACUUUAGAUAUAUGUACUUAGGAGUUUCUGUUUUGUUUUUUGUUAUUAGUCUUUUUCCAUCGUAUAAUGACUAGAUGGUGAACUGUGAUGCAAAGACCUUUUUGGUAUGCCUUGGCCUUGCUUUUGAAGAAACUACAGAUAGCAGCAUAAUGGUUUCUAGGCUGCCUUUUACAGUCAGCUUUUGUUGUUUUUUUAUAAACAAUGGAAUUUAUGGAAUUUAUCUUAACAACAAUUUCAUAGUUAACACCACUUUUCAUUCCAUCAAGAAGCAGAUUUUUACAACUGUUGAUAACAAGGAACCCAAAACCACCAAUUCAUUCAUCAUUUACAAUACAGGAUCACCAACAACACUGUCAAUACACACACAGCUAACACUAACAACUGGGUAAUCAUUUUUUGCAUAUGGACAUCCUCCUGCAACCUUCAAAGCCUCCAAUCAAAGUUGAUCUUCACUUCAUCACCAGACGAUUCUGACUUUUCAACCUGCUCCUCAUUCAUAGAAUCUGCCCACACAAAAAGCCCGCACCAUCUCUUCCCACUUGUUUGUAACCAAUAAAGGAUCAAAGUUUAGAGAGGAACAGCACAAGAACAGUCAGGGGAGGAGAAUAAUAACAACACAAGAAUAGUCAAGGGAGGAGAAUAACAACAACACAAGUGAUUAUUCUAACCUACAUUAUAAUUGGGGCAGCCAUAGAACGGUUUAUUCGGAUUCGAAUAUGUGCCAGACCAUCUGAGAACUGGCCUACAGCCACAGCCGCACCAUUCUGGCGGGGCCGAUCUUCUGCUCUUCGUUUGCGUUCUAGUCCGGUUCCAGCUAGAUGGGGAAUGAACAGAGCUUUCACCUGCAGUGCUACCUCCACCCAUCAUCGACAUGAGUAGCAGCCCUGGAUGAGAGUGCAUGAACAGGAAGAAGUGCAUGGAAGAAGAAGAAGAAGAGGUGAGCAAGACGAAGAGGGGAGGUGUAUGAGAAUUUGGGGAUUUAGGGUUACAUAUACUAGGAGGGACCAAUCUGGGUAAAAAUUGGAACUUAGCCAGCUCAGCUAGCCGUUGGCAGCCUUCCAGCGUGGCAAUCCUAGGCCACGUCAGCGCUCCGGUGAUGAGUCAUUACCUGAAAUAUGGUCAGGGACUAGUUUGAGUGCUCGGAACUCUAUUUAGAGGACUACAAUAGAAAAUUCGAGAUCUUAAGGAUUACUAUGAAUAAUUGCGUGAAUCUCAGGGACUACUAUGAGUAUUUACUCAUAUUCCUAUUGUUUAUUUAUGCUUCAUGUAACACUUUGGGACAGUGAACAGCACACAACACAUUCUAGUUUCUCUGGAAAUGACAACAAACUGUUAAAUGCUAUUUGCUUAUUGG
Molecule: messenger RNA, 2914 nt
Organism: Arachis ipaensis
Lineage: Eukaryota; Viridiplantae; Streptophyta; Magnoliopsida; Fabales; Fabaceae
Source: RefSeq, a predicted model, not a curated record